AAAAACCCCGGUCUCUUCGACGAGCUGAAAGAUGUCAGAACACAACGUGAAAUGCCACCUCUGCACCACGACAAACGCUCAAAAUGCCCUCGCCGAGUGUGCUCCAAUAAUCAGGCGCCACCCCAUGGACAUGACGUACACCCCUAUCUGCCCCAGGCGCCCCCCGCCCAGUAGCACCAUGAUCCCAAACUGUGGCUGCCCAGACCAGUCGCUGGACGACGAGUCGAUUUGCUGCUGCAUGCCGGAUGUCCUGGAAACCCGUGUACUCAGACGGCCUCAGACAUGCGUGAAAAUGCCCUGUAACUACUGCAUACCCGCCGUCCCUUGCCAGGACCCUCCUAAACCGUAAGAUGUAUAUAGAAAGCGGUACCACGUACAUUGCAUUUAAUACGUUAGUGUUACGAGACUAUCAUCAUGACAUGAAGUGGACACAUUUAUUGGAGACGCUUCUUGCAGGCUUUCUACGCCAAACAAUAAGUCCGGCCAGCACCAGAAAUCCAUUUGACCAAUGAUUUAUAUUAGUAUAUUGUUAUGCUUUUUUUUUAAAAAGUGGAGAAAUCGGUAUUCAUGUUAUCUGCAGCAGUUAGGGCGUAAUUAGGGUUAGUCGCGCCCGGGGUGGAACGCCCCCCUCCACACCACCCCUCCUACGCCAGCGAUCUGCAUUAGUGUUACAAUAGCUGAAUACCUGUGCAAAGCAUUUUGUAACUGUUGGUUCUAGUAUUAAUUUUGAAACCAUUUUAUGACGAUUGUGAAAUUAUGGUCAAUUUUUCACAGACAGUUAAUUUUACUUACUGAGCCACGUUCAACCUGUUCUCAUUUACAAUUAAUUUUAUGUUACCAUGAUUUCCAACCAAUCAACCACCACACUACCACCACCCAUACACCCUACCGCCACCACCACCCACAUAUACAUUUCUCUCUCCCUCCAGUCCUAAACCACUGGCUCGAGACCCCUUGUGUUUCGAUUGGACGGUUGACGAGCCUGGUCCCAAUGAUAGCUACGGUCACAAAGGUCUCAACUGGUACGACUGGAAGAUGGGGACACUCAUGGAAAUUAACUUCGAGGAAAAGCUGAACGAGACCUCUCACCCAGGUGCGCACGAUUUCAAUUCUUUGUUGGUACAGACCAGUGGCAGAGCCACAGUUACUGCCGGAACAGACCAGUGGCGUAGCCAGAGUUAUUGCCACCCGGGGCGGGUCAAGCUUUUUUUACCAACCCCUUCCCUGCAAAACAAUCUGCAGUGGGUCGAAAUUUCCGCCCUUCAAUAUAAGGACAAAAGUGCCACCCGGGGCGUAACGCCCCCUAACACCCCUUUCCUACGUCACUGGUACAGACUUGAGUUUAAAAACAUUUGAAUUAUUUUUAAACUCAUAUUUGAUCGUAUCAAUUAUGACUUACUAUAUAGCUCUAUACAACGGACGUUUUCCAUUAUCUUAAUAAGAUAAAAUAAAAUUCUUUAUUGAUCCAAAAAAAAAAUGGAUUAAAAAAAAAAAUUACAUUGUGCAUAUUCAUUUUCAGCGCAUAAAUAAAUACAUAUUUUUAACCCAGACAACAUUUUAUAGUUAUAACAAUUUAAACAGAAGACAUCUAAAUUAAUUCUCUAGCCUAGAAAUCGGCCAUAAAUGACACAAUUGACUUAAUUGGUUAUCAUUUAGAUUCGUUGAUCGCUGAGGCAGAACGCUGGUAAAUUCGUACAGACGUGGGAAAAGAUAAUUUUUUAUAUCUUUCGGUCCUAAAUUUUAUAGAAAGUAUUCGCACUCAUGCACCAGCUGUUAUUGUUUGCAACGUUUCAUGCAUUGACAAUGCAUUUUUUAAAAAAAAUAAAUUUUAUUUAAAGGGCAGUUAUCAAUGCUUUAAGGAAACUACACACGAUUGUUUUUGUUAUCCCCCCUUAAAUACAGUUUAAUUAAAUAGUUAUACAACGUUUUGAAUUCCGCGGUGGGCAAUUAAUCUUUGUUCAACCAGAGGACUAGCCACACAUGUGGCAACAAAAGUCUCUGCAGUGACAACAUUUCCUAACAUAACUCAUUUAUGUACUAUGUUAAACUGCUUAUUGGAGAAAUUAUAUUUUUAAAAUGAUUUUACUACCACGCAAUUAUCUAAAUUCCUUUCUAUAAUAAAUUUCGCAAUCUUUCUGUUGAACCAAAAUGUACAAACUAUGGUUUUAAAAUUCUUCAUAAAAAGUUAUUGAACAAAAAAAAAAUCAUGGUAAUUCCAGCCAAAGAUAAAUAAAAAGCGCAUUUUGGGGGAACCUUCAAAUAAGAAUGUACACCUAAAUGUAGAAUAAACAAAGAUUCAGACAGCUACACUUUUUUGUCCUGUGAUCAUUGGUCAACGUGAAGCCCACCACUGCUAUACACCAAUAAAUAUAACGAUAUUAUGCUCUCCACCCAGGCCUGAGCAACGCUCCAGUCCCCACGUCUAUCACAAAGUUGGUCUGUCAGCUGCCCGUCAUGUGCUACGCCAGGUCACCCGUUCCGUGUAAGACAUCGCCGUUCGCCACUGACGUCAACUACUUCCGGGACUGGAGGGCCUGUGAAGCCAAGCCGCCCCCGCCGUGGAAAGCACCCUACGCCCAGUGGGCCACCAAUCAGAAUCUUUAAAGGAACAUCGCUGGACAUCGAUCAGUUACACUGUUACAGUAACAUCAGCUAGUCCUACAUCACUGUAUAUCUAUCAGUUACACUGUUACUGCAACGCCAGCUAGUGCCACAGCACUGUACAUCUAUCAGUCACACUGUUACUGCAACGCCAGCUAGUGCCACAUCACUGUUCAUCUAUCAGUCACACUGUUACUGCAACGCCAGCUAGUGCCACAUCACUGUUCAUCUAUCAGUCACACUGUUACUGCAACGCCAGCUAGCGCCACAUCACUGUACAUCUAUCAGUCACACUGUUACUGUAACAUCAGCCAGUACUACGUCACUGUUCAUCUAUCAGUUACGGUGUCAGUGUAACAUCAGCUAAAUUCUAUGCCAUUGACCACAAUGACGACUUCAGUGAGAACUAUUUUUUUUUAAAACUCUGCAAAUGAAGUCUUUGAUUUCAAAUGAAAUAUGGGCAUGGAAUUUU
This is a messenger RNA of Lymnaea stagnalis (great pond snail), 3073 nucleotides long. The record is from the annotation of a GenBank genome assembly. NCBI's taxonomy places the organism in Eukaryota, Metazoa, Mollusca, Gastropoda, Lymnaeidae.